Molecule: messenger RNA, 2117 nt
Organism: Malurus melanocephalus (red-backed fairy wren)
Lineage: Eukaryota; Metazoa; Chordata; Aves; Passeriformes; Maluridae
Gene: ACP6
Product: acid phosphatase 6, lysophosphatidic
Exons: 10
Coding region: 109-1353 (414 amino acids)
Biological process (GO): dephosphorylation
Molecular function (GO): phosphatase activity
Source: RefSeq, a predicted model, not a curated record
AGCCGCAGUCCGUGCCGGGCCCCGCCGCUGCCCGACUMCAGCGGGGCCUCCAGCCGGGAACUGCGCUUCCCGCCGCUCCCCGCGUGCGGCCGGGCCGGCGGGGCCGCCAUGGGCUGGGGGGCUCGGCUGUGGCUGCUGGGCGGCCUGGCCGCCUGGGCGCAGCGGCGGCGGGCGGCGGCGGCGGCCGGGCGGGACGGCGGCGCGGGCGGGCAGCGCCGGGAGCUGGAGCUGAGGCUGGUGCAGGUCGUGUUCCGGCACGGGGCCCGCACCCCGCUGCGGCCGCUGCCGGGGAUAGCGCCGCAUGUGGAAUGGCGUCCUACACUUUUAGAUGUACCUGCUAAGACGAAGUUCGAUUAUGUAGUGACAGACCUAAAUGGAGGACCUCAACCAUACUCAGCCUUGGACGAGCAAUACAGAAAGACUGUAUUCAAGGGUGGUGCAAUCGCAGGACAGCUGACAACAGUGGGCAUGCAGCAGACAUUUGCCCUGGGGGAAAGGCUGAGAAGAGACUAUGUGGAAGAAGCCAAGUUUCUUUCACCAACAUUUAAACCUGCUGAGGUCUUCAUCCGUUCCACUAAUAUUUUCCGGAAUCUGGAGUCCACACGGUGCCUGCUAGCUGGGCUGUAUCAACAGCAGAAAGAAGAAUCUGUUGUCAUUGUCACUGAUGAAGCAAGCUCAGAAAUACUCUACCCCAAUUACCACAACUGCCAGCGCCUGAAAUACUUGACCAGGGAUAGAAUGGAGAAUGCUAUGCAUCAGCCAGGUAUCUUUCAUGACUUGGAAAAAAUUAAGAAGAAGAUGGGUAUUGAUGAUGAUGAGUCCGUGGAUUUUUUUGUCCUCCUUGACAAUAUUUUUGCUGAGCAGGUGCACAAUUUGCCAAGCUGCCCUGUGCUGAAGAGCUUCCAGCAGACAGUGGAGCGCCGAUCUGUUGACUCCAUGCUUUUCCUUCUGGAAGACAGUUCCAGAGAAGUUCUUCAGAUGAAUAUUGGCCUCCUUUUCAAUACCUUACAGAAGAAUAUUAAAGCAGCAGUAAAUCCCUCAAAUCCAGCUGAAAAGGCCAGAAAGCUCUUCCUCUAUGCUUCUCAUGACUCCACUCUUAUCCCUCUCCUGGUGGCACUGGGCACCUAUGAUCGCAAGUGGCCGCCUUAUGCUGCAGAUGUGACCCUGGAACUGUACCAGCACCGGCACUCCAAAGAGUGGUUUGUGCGUGUAUGCUAUCGUGGAGAGGAGCAAGUAGUGAAAGGCUGUAAAACAGGUCUCUGCCCACUCGAAGACUUUCUGGAUGUUCUUUCACAGUACUCAGUCAGUCCAGAGGAGUACCAUAACCUGUGCUCCCAAAUGGAGAGGAGUUAGCAAAGUAAGUCAGGAUUAAGCUGUUUUAAAUUAAAAUUAGUUUAUUGUCACAAUCUUCGACUAUUUUUCUUUAUGUCCUUGCCGACAUUCUCCAUUCYAAAGGUAUUUUAGAUGAGGGGACCUUUUCCUGCCAGACACAGAGUGGCACAGUGUCACUUUACACUGUUAGCAGCAAGCUGAAAGAAGCCACRUGACAGCAUGGCUCAUGUUUAUCUCUGAGGUAGCCACAUAUAUGUGUGGAGAGGCCGAAAACGGCAAGGGAGAGAGCACGCCGUUUUAAAUUGCCCCUCUGCUUCAGGAAUAUGAGAGAAAACAUCCCUCUUCCUGGGAUGAAGCCCAGCUUGCUCUGUGCUACCAUACCUGAAAGCUYUGACAUUACAUUGAUUUUAUGUUUGGUAAACUGCAGAAGCCAUUGUGGCUUUCCCUUUCUUUUGGCAUAUUGGAGGGCUGCUCUCUGCAGACAGAUGAGCCUCCCCAAACUGCAUAGCAUUUAGCUACCCCAUCUUCUUGAGGGCAUUUCUGUGCACAGAAAACAUUUCCAAAGGGACAGAAAGCCUCCAGACUUCUCUGCACUCCUCUAAUUAUGAGAAUUCUGCCAUGAACAUGCAGAACAACCACAGUGGGCCAAGUACAAGAACACAUUCUUGGUGAACUCUGCUUAAUGUGCUUUGAAGAAGGAAGUCUGGGGAGCUGCUGUCAACUUCGGCUUUGGGCAGCAGUGAUAAUUUUGCAGUUGCUGAAAAAUAAAAUACGAGCCAACAACA